AUGACGACCACGACUAGGGCCGCAUCAAAGAAGGAGGAAGACCCCUCCAGCGCUGCGCCUGCUUCUGAAGCCAAGCCGGGGUCAAAGCAUAAGACUGAGGACGAGGAGGUCGUCAAGCCUCCUAGCCCGAAGAAGGCUAAGCAGGAGGAUGAGAACCAAAACUUAGACACCGAGCAGGUGAAGGAAGAGACCAAGGACGAAGAAAAGAAACAAGAGAACGGCGCUCCAGAGGACCAGACCACCAAGCAGGAACCCCCCAUCAAAGAACCUAAAGACUCAGCCGUUGAGCCCCAAGCUCACAAAGACACCCCGGCCAGCAUCCUCGAGAAAGGCAUUAUCUACUUCUUCUACCGCGGCCGCGUCAACACCGACUCCCCCUCCUCCAUCAACGACAUCGCGCGGGCCUUCAUCCUCCUCCGACCCAUCGCGCACGACGCCAAACUCAGCUCAGGCCCCAUCGGCGACGCCGGCAACUCACGCCUGCUCCUCGUCCCCAAAAAGACACUCCCGCGUUCCGGCCGCGACCGGUGGAUCAGCUUUGUCGAGAAAUCGCACGCCUCGUUUGCGCAGCUGCGUGACGAUUUUUUGGCGUCGGCCGAGUACACGACCAAGACGGCCGGGGACCGCCACACGCCGGCGGCAACACCCGUUGGGGAAGGGGUGUAUGCGCUCACGAGCACGGGCCGGCAGAGUCACUUGGUGUAUGUGCUGACGCUUCCGGGGGAGUUGGGGGAGGUGCAGGAGGGGAUGGGGUUGAAGGCGAGGGGAAGUUUUAUUGUCAGUACGAAGAAUCCGGAGUAUGGGGGUCCGGGGCCGAAGGGGGCGGAGUAUCCGAAGGAACUCCUCGAAGAAUUCCGAUCCCUACGCUGGUCGCCGACCCAGCCGAAGCAUCUCGACUAUGUCCACACCCAAAUUUUGAUGGUGGGUGAGUCGUCGGGAACGGAAAAGGCUCUGUCUCCGCAGAAAGAGGACCAGGAAGAGGGGAAGGCCGAGCCGGAAGAGGAGAUAGAGGAGUUGGAGGAAGAGGAUAUCAAGAGGAUGGAAGGGUUGAGCGAGGAUGAUUCAGGUCGUGUGUUUGCUGAUUUGCAGGUGCAUGCGGAGGAUUAUCCGAAGCUGAGGACUACUUUUUAA
Molecule: messenger RNA, 1131 nt
Organism: Dichotomopilus funicola
Lineage: Eukaryota; Fungi; Ascomycota; Sordariomycetes; Sordariales; Chaetomiaceae
Exons: 2
Coding region: 1-1131 (376 amino acids)
Source: RefSeq, a predicted model, not a curated record